Molecule: messenger RNA, 1782 nt
Organism: Rhizopus microsporus ATCC 52813
Lineage: Eukaryota; Fungi; Mucoromycota; Mucoromycetes; Mucorales; Rhizopodaceae
Product: lysyl-tRNA synthetase
Exons: 3
Coding region: 35-1753 (572 amino acids)
Biological process (GO): lysyl-tRNA aminoacylation
Cellular component (GO): cytoplasm; cytosol
Molecular function (GO): lysine-tRNA ligase activity; tRNA binding; ATP binding
Source: RefSeq, a predicted model, not a curated record
UGCUUUCCUUCUUUUUUCAAAACAAAAAAAGACAAUGUCAGAACCUGUUGACCAAAAGAAUCUCCAAAAGGACCCUGUUACUGGAGAAAUGAUUUCCAAGUCCGAGUUCAAGAGACGUGAAAAGCUCCGUGCAAAGGAAGCUGCAAAGGCUGCAAAGGCUGCUGCUGCUCCUGCCAAGGAAGCUGCUCCCAAGGAAAAGAGCGCUGAAGAAGGUGAAGAGGAAUUGAACCCUAACCAAUACUUUGAAUUACGUUCCAAAGUUGUCAACAAGCUUCGUGACGAGCUUAAUCCUAACCCAUAUCCUCACAAGUUCCAAGUCACAUUGAGUCUUCCUGAAUUCAUUGAAAAGUACAACAAGCUUGAAGUUGGUGAACGUCUUGACGAUCAAGUUAUCUCUGUUGCCGGUCGUAUCCACAACAAGCGUGCUUCUGGUGCCAAGCUAAGGUUCUAUGACUUGCACGGUGAUGGUGUUAAGAUCCAAGUCAUGGCUGCUCUUCAAGAUAAUGAAGGUGAUGACUAUGCUCAUAUUCAUGAUCUCCUUAGACGUGGUGAUAUCAUCGGUAUUACUGGUGUUCCCGGUAAGACUAAGCGUGGUGAAUUGUCCAUCUUCCCCAAGAAGGUUCAACUGUUGUCUCCUUGUCUUCGUAUGUUGCCCAAGGCCAACUAUGGCUUUAAGGAUUUGGAACUUAGAUAUCGCCAGCGUUACCUCGAUUUAAUCAUGAACGGCUUUGUCCGUGACAAGUUUUAUAUUCGUGCCAAGGCCAUCACUUACCUUCGUUCCUUCUUGGAUCAACGCGGUUUCCUUGAAGUAGAAACACCCAUGAUGAACAGAAUUGCUGGUGGUGCUACUGCCAGACCUUUCGUCACUCAUCACAAUGACUUGAAGUUGGACAUGUACAUGCGUGUUGCUCCUGAAUUAUAUUUGAAGAUGUUGGUCGUAGGUGGCCUCGAUCGUGUCUAUGAAAUUGGCCGUCAAUUCCGUAAUGAAUCUAUUGACAUGACCCACAACCCCGAAUUUACAUCCUGUGAAUUUUAUAUGGCUUAUGCUGAUAUGUACGAUCUCAUGGACAUGACUGAAGAACUCGUUUCAGGUUUAGUCAAGAGUAUCUUUGGCAAGUACCAAGUUGAAUAUCAUCCUCAUGGACCCGAAGGGCCCGUCAUGAACAUUGACUUUAGUCCUCCAUUCAAGCGCCUUGAUAUGAUUCAAACAUUAGAAGAAAAGUUAAAUGUCAAGUUCCCUCCUGGUGAUCAACUUCAUACAGCAGAAGCUAACAAGUUCCUGUCAGAUCUCUGUAUUAAGAACAAGCUUGAUUGUUCUGAGCCUCGUACAAAUGCCCGUUUAUUAGACAAGUUGGUUGGUGAAUACCUCGAAGUUGACUGUAUCUCACCCACCUUUAUCACUGGUCACCCACAAAUGAUGUCUCCCUUGGCCAAGAAGCACCGUGAUCGUGCUGGUCUUUGUGAACGUUUCGAACUGUUUGUUGCUACCAAGGAACUCUGUAACGCUUACACAGAAUUGAACGAUCCUUUCGAUCAACGUGAACGUUUCGCACAACAAGCACAAGAUAAGGAAGCCGGCGAUGAUGAAGCUCAAUUGAUUGAUGAAAGCUUCUGUCAGGCACUGGAAUUCGGUCUUCCUCCCACUGGUGGUUGGGGUAUGGGUAUUGAUCGUCUUGCCAUGUUCUUAACCAACUCAAAUAAUAUCAAGGAAGUUCUCUUAUUCCCUGCCAUGAAGCCCGAAGAAAACAAUUAAUUUCUUUUAAUAAUAAACACUGUUUUUUU